Molecule: messenger RNA, 1674 nt
Organism: Cordyceps fumosorosea ARSEF 2679
Lineage: Eukaryota; Fungi; Ascomycota; Sordariomycetes; Hypocreales; Cordycipitaceae
Product: Ferric reductase, NAD binding protein
Exons: 3
Coding region: 1-1674 (557 amino acids)
Biological process (GO): defense response; superoxide anion generation
Cellular component (GO): plasma membrane; NADPH oxidase complex
Molecular function (GO): superoxide-generating NAD(P)H oxidase activity
Source: RefSeq, a predicted model, not a curated record
AUGGCUGGACAAUUAGGCUACCGCGAGCUCCUUCUUAAGCAGUUCACGGCCAGAAAGCUCACAUUUCAUGUUCUUUUCUGGACCUUUCAUUGGGGCAUCUUUGCCUAUGGCUGGUGGAAGCAAGCCGCAGAUAUACGACUCGCUGGUCUCAACACUCUCAAGUUCUCGGUCUGGAUUUCCCGUGGUGCUGGUCUCGUCUUGAGUGUCGAUGGAAUGCUCAUUCUCCUUCCGGUUUGCCGCACAAUCAUGCGAUGGAUCCGUCCCAAGAUUCGAUUCCUGCCACUCGACGAAAAUAUCUGGCUGCAUCGGCAACUCGCAUACGCUCUCCUGUUAUUCAGCAUUCUUCACACGGGUGCCCACUAUGUCAACUUUUACAACGUUGAGAAGACUCAGAUUCGACCCGUUUCGGCUCUUCAGAUUCAUUACGCUCAGCCUGGUGGCAUCACUGGCCACAUUAUGCUGCUUUGCAUGAUGCUGAUGUACACGACCGCCCACUCGCGCAUCCGUCAGCAGUCCUUCGAAACAUUUUGGUACACGCAUCACCUUUUCAUUCCCUUCUUCUUGGCGCUGUACACGCACACAACCGGUUGCUUCGUCCGUGACUCCGUUGACGCCUUCUCGCCUUUCGCGGGUGAGGAGUACUGGACACACUGCAUCGGUUAUCUCGGAUGGCGGUGGGAGCUCUGGACUGGCGGGUUCUAUCUUCUGGAGCGCCUUUACCGUGAGGUUCGCGCACGCCGCGAGACCAAAAUCACCCGAGUCGUUCGCCACCCGUACGAUGUCGUCGAAAUUCAGUUUGCCAAGCCUUCCUUCCGGUACAAGGCUGGUCAGUGGCUCUUCCUCCAGAUUCCUUCCAUUUCCAAGUACCAGUGGCACCCUUUUACCAUCACCUCGUGCCCAUUCGACCCGUACGUGUCCAUCCAUGUCCGUCAGGUCGGUGAUUUUACCCAGGCCCUGGGUGAUGCUCUGGGUGCCGGUAAUGCCCAGGCGAAGCUGUACGACGGCGUGGACCCCAUGGGAAUGUACGAAGUCGCUCUGCAAAACGGCCAGCAGAUGCCCGCCCUACGCAUCGACGGCCCUUACGGAGCGCCCGCCGAGGACGUCUUUGAGAACGAAAUCGCAGUCCUCAUUGGUACUGGUAUCGGCGUCACACCGUGGGCUUCGAUCCUCAAGAACAUCUGGCACCUGCGCAACUCGCCCAACCCGCCCACUCGCCUGCGCCGUGUCGAGUUCAUCUGGGUCUGCAAGGACACCGGCUCUUUCGAGUGGUUCCAAACGCUACUGUCCUCGCUCGAAGAGCAGUCCAACGAGGCCGCUCGCCUGCCCGGCAGCAACGGCGUCGAGUUCCUCAAGAUUCACACCUACUUGACGCAGAAGCUUGACAUGGACACGACGCAGAACAUUGUCCUCAACAGUGUCGGCGCCAACACCGAUCCUCUCACGGAGUUGAAGGCCCGCACACAGUUCGGCCGUCCGGAUUUCCGCCGCCUCUUCACGACGAUGCGCGACGGUAUCCUCGACCGCUCAUACAUGAACGGCCUCGAGGGAAGCAUGCGCACCACCGUCGGUGUAUACUUUUGCGGUCCGUCUGCAGCUGCUCGUGACAUUAAGACUGCUUGCAAGAGCGCUACGGCCCGCGAAGUCCAGUUCCGCUUCUGGAAGGAACACUUUUAA